Molecule: messenger RNA, 2743 nt
Organism: Chanos chanos (milkfish)
Lineage: Eukaryota; Metazoa; Chordata; Actinopteri; Gonorynchiformes; Chanidae
Gene: bbs2
Product: Bardet-Biedl syndrome 2
Exons: 18
Coding region: 278-2425 (715 amino acids)
Biological process (GO): non-motile cilium assembly
Cellular component (GO): motile cilium; neuron projection; membrane
Molecular function (GO): protein binding
Source: RefSeq, a predicted model, not a curated record
AGAGGUAAACAGCUCGCCGAAACUUUCGUAAAAUGUAACUUUGCAUCCUUGGAUAGUUCGUGACGUCACACUUUCGUGUCUUGCUCUUUCGAAUGCACUUCUGAGCUGCCAGCCUGUAAACAUUAGCCAAAGCCUUCCUAGCUAACGUCAUCUCCAAGACGCCCCUGGGACAUCGGACAGCCAGGUCCGCAACACUCACAAACGGAGAAAAUCCUGUCGAAUCGACCACAAUCAACGCAUAACCCGCCUUAAUCCCAAUAUCUCCGAUUGUGCCAUUAUGUUGGUUCCUAUAUUCACCCUGAAACUCAACCAUAAAAUAAAUCCACGUAUGGUUACUGUGGGCAAGUUCGAUGGAGUUCAUCCAUGUCUCGCUGCAGCUACACAAGCAGGGAAGGUUUUCAUCCAUAACCCUCAUACACGCGGCCAGAGGCAGGCAGCUCAUCGACUGAGUCAGAGUACCCAAGAUUCAGACAUCUCAUUACUCAACAUUAACCAGGCAGUGAGCUGCCUCACUGCAGGCAGACUGGGUCCCAACACCACUGGAGACACACUGCUGGUCGGCUCCCAGACCAACCUGCUGGCGUACGAUGUGCACGACAACACUGACAUCUUCUACAGGGAGGUUGCAGAUGGAGCCAAUGCCAUUGUCUUAGGAAAACUGGGAGACAUUCAGUCGCCACUGGCUAUCAUUGGGGGAAACUGUGCCCUGCAAGGGUUCAACUAUGAGGGAAACGACCAGUUCUGGACGGUCACUGGAGAUAAUGUCAGGUCAUUGGUACUCUGUGACUUUACCGGUGAUGGAAAGAAUGAGCUUCUUGUUGGAUCAGAAGACUUUGAUAUCAGAGUCUUCCGAGAAGAUGAGCUAGUGUCUGAGAUGGCGGAAAAUGAGACAGUCACAUCACUGUGUCAUAUGCACGGCAGCAGAUUUGGAUAUGCUUUAGCCAAUGGCACAGUAGGAGUUUAUGACCGUACUGCCCGCUACUGGAGAAUCAAGUCUAAAAACCAUGCAAUGAGUAUUCAUGCCUUUGACCUCAACGCUGAUGGGGUGGUUGAACUCAUAACUGGCUGGUCCAAUGGAAAGAUCGAUGCCCGCAGUGACCGCACAGGAGAGGUCAUCUUCAAGGAUAACUUCUCCUCGUCUGUUGCUGGAGUGGUAGAGGGGGACUAUCGCAUGGAUGGACAGGUUCAGCUCAUCUGUACCUCUGUGGAGGGUGAAGUGCGUGGCUACCUGCCAGCCAGCAAAGAGAUGAAGGGGAACCUUAUGGACACUAGCGUGGAGCAGGACCUUAUCCGAGAGCUUAGCCAGCGCAAGCAGAACCUGUUACUGGAGCUUCGGAACUACGAGGAGAACGCCAAGGCUGCUCCAGGAGCUUCAGAAGGAGAUAUGCAAAUGGGAGUAAUACCAGCCAACACCCAGCUGCAGACGGCCCUGUCUGUGCGAGCAGCCACAGAGAGUCAGAGAGCACAUAUUGAGCUCAGUAUCUCCACCCCAAAUGAAACCAUCAUUCGAGCUGUGCUGAUCUUUGCUGAGGGCAUAUUCGAAGGCGAGAGUCAUGUGGUGCAUCCUAGCGCCCAAAAUCUGUCUGGCUGUGUACGCGUCCCUAUUAUUCCUCCAAAAGACAUCCCCGUGGAUCUCCACAUCAAAGCCUUCGUGGGCGGGAAGAGCAGUACGCAGUUCCAUGUGUUUGAGAUCACUCGUCAGCUGCCCCGUUUUUCGAUGUACGACCUGAACGUUGACCCUUUGUCUCCAAAACCCACAGGACGAGUAACCUUCACUAUCAACGACAGGCCCCAGAGAGUGGUGAUGUGGUUGAACCAGAACUUUUUACUACCUGAGGGCAUCAACAGUCCAGAUGUGACAUUUACCUCACUGCGAGGAGGAGGUCUUCUCAUCAUCAACAUGCAGUCUAAUGGACAGAUCAGUUUGAGGACAGAUGACAUUGACCUGGCAGGAGAUCUGAUCCAAUCACUGGCUUCCUUUCUGGCCAUAGAAGACUUACAGGCUGAGGCAGACUUCCCCACCUACUUUGAAGAGCUUAGAGGCACCCUCACCGAGGUGGAUGAGUUUCACUCAGUGCAUCAGAAACUCACAGCUGCCAUGGCUGACCACUCCAACCACAUCAGGAACAUGCUGGUACAGGCCGAAGACGCCAGGCUUUUGGGAGACUUCAAGACUAUGAAGAAGCGGUACAUUGAGCUGUAUGACCUCAACAGAGAUCUGAUCAAUGAGUACAAGAUUCGCUCGAACAAUCACAACGCGCUCCUGGCCUGUCUGAAGUCUGUAAAUCAGGCUAUCCAGAGGGCAGGCCGACUGAGAGUGGGAAAGCCAAAGAACCAGGUCAUCAGUGCCUGCAGGGAUGCAAUCAAGAACAACAACAUAAACGCUCUGUUCAAAAUCAUGAGAGCAGGAGCGCCUUCCUCCUGAGAGAGGCUCCGCUCUGCUCACUUCAAAUCCCCCUCGGGCUGAAAAGCUCUGAACCCUCUGAGACCAGACCACGUCCUUGGGGAAGCUGAAAGAAAUCAGGCUAAAUGGAGAGAGAGAGAGAGAGAAAGAAAAUUGUCAAAAUUGUUCUCUCUAAGCUACAGAAAAGCCUGCAACAGAGGUGACCCUCUGUCCAGUGAUCCAAGGGCUCCGUGUGGCAGCUAUCAUGUGUAGCGUGAAUGAGAUGGCUAAUUUAAAUCACAGUAAAGUCAUAAAUGUGGUAGCCAAAGAUAUGUAAAGGUAUGUGUUUACCAGAAAACA